Myripristis murdjan (pinecone soldierfish) is the source of this 3027-nucleotide messenger RNA. RefSeq lists its product as uncharacterized. The record is from RefSeq and is a predicted model, not a curated record. Bases 1 to 3027 code for a protein of 1008 amino acids. The transcript is spliced from 8 exons. Lineage: Eukaryota; Metazoa; Chordata; Actinopteri; Holocentriformes; Holocentridae.
AUGAGCAAACAGUCAAAACCACAACUACAGUAUCUGUACCAAGAACUGCAACAUCUGUCUCAACAAGCACAACUUCAACAAAUACCAAACUUUCUCCAACAACAUCUGCACCAAGAACUACCACAUCUGUCUCAACAACAAGCACAACUUCACCAACUACAACAAUUUCUACAACAAAACUACCAUAUCUCUGUCAACAACAGGAACUUCACCAAUUAUCAAAAUUUCUCCAACAAGUGCUAUUUCUACCCACACCACUACAUCUGCCACAGCAAGCAGUACAACAACCACUGCUUCCCCAGAAACAACCACAACAGUAAAAUCAACUACCACAGUGCUUCCGGAAGCGACAGUCUCAACAAGUACUACAGCGUCAACACCAACAACAGGUGUACUUGUAACUACCACUUUGGCUCCACCAACGACUAUAGCUUCCCCUGUGACUACCUCGUUGACAACAACCAUGACUCCAUCAGCAACAGCCAGAACUUCACCAGCAACAACCACAGCUGCACCAGGAUUAACCACAUUUACCACAACUACCACAGCCACAGCAAGAAGUAUAACAACCACAGCUGUGAAAUCAACAAUCACAGUGGUUCCAGCAACGACAGUCUCAACAAGUACUACAAUCUCAACACCCACAACACCUGCACUUGUAACCACCACUGUGUCACCCCCAACAACUAUCGCUUCCCCUGUGACUACCUCAUUAACAACAACUACGACUCCAUCAGUGACAGCCACAACUUCACCAGCAACAACCACAGCUGCACCAGGAUUGACCACACUUACCACAACAAUCACAGAUACCCCAACAACAUCAACUGCCAAAACUACAACUAUAGCAUCUGCACCAAGAACUACCACAUCUGUCUCAACAACAAGCACAAGUUCACCAACUACAACACUUUCUACAACAAGUGCCAUUGCUACCCACAUAACUACAACAGCACCAGCCAAAGCAAGCAGUACAACGACUGCUCCAGAAACAACCACAGCGGUAGAAUCAAAAACCAUAGUGCUUCCCUCAACGACAGUCUCAACAAGUUCUAUAUCCUCAAAACCAACAACACCUCAACUUGUAACCACCACUUUGGCUCCACCAACGACUAUAGCUUCCCCUGUGACUACCUCCACAACUUCACCAAUAACCAAAAUUUCUCCAACAAGUGCCAUUGUUACUCACACAACUACAACAACAUCAGCCACAGCAAGAAGUAUAACAACCACAGCUGUGAAAUCAACAAUCACAGUGGUUCCAGCAACGACAGUCUCAACAAGUACUACAGUCUCAACACCCACAACACCUGCACUUGUAACCACCACUGUGUCACCCCCAACAACUAUCGCUUCCCCUGUGACUACCUCAUUAACAACAACUACGACUCCAUCAGUGACAGCCACAACUUCACCAGCAACAACCACAGCUGCACCAGGAUUGACCACACUUACCACAACAAUCACAGAUACCCCAACAACAUCAACUGCCAAAACUACAACUAUAGCAUCUGCACCAAGAACUACCACAUCUGUCUCAACAACAAGCACAAGUUCACCAACUACAACACUUUCUACAACAAGUGCCAUUGCUACCCACAUAACUACAACAGCACCAGCCAAAGCAAGCAGUACAACGACUGCUCCAGAAACAACCACAGCGGUAGAAUCAAAAACCACAGUGCUUCCCUCAACGACAGUCUCAACAAGUUCUACAUCCUCAAAACCAACAACACCUCAACUUGUAACCACCACUUUGGCACCACCAACAACUAUAGCUUCCCCUGUGACUACCACAUUGACAACAACCAUCACUCCGUCAGUAACAGCCACAACUUCACCAGCAACAACCACAGCUGCACCAGGAUUGACCUCAUUUACAACAACGACCACAGCCACAGCAAGAAGUACAACUACAGCUGUGAAAUCAAAUGCCACGGUGAUUCCAGCAACGACAGUCUCGACAAGUACUACAGCCUCAACAUCGACAACACCUGCCCUUGUAACCACCACUUUUGCACCACCAACAACUAUAGCUUCCCCUGUGACUACCAUAUUGACAACUACCACGACUCCAUCAUUAACAGCCAUUACUACACCAAACACCACCACAGCAAGCAGUACAACAACCACUGCUUCCCCAGAAACAACCACAACAGUAAAAUCAACUACCACAGUGCUUCCGGAAGCGACAGUCUCAACAAGUACUACAGCGUCAACACCAACAACAGUAUCUGCACCAACAACUGCCACAUCUGUCUCAACAAGCACAACUUCACCAAUUACCAAAAUUUCUCCAACAAGUGCCAUUGUUACUCACACAACUACAACAACAUCAGCCACAGCAAGAAGUAUAACAACCACAGCUGUGAAAUCAAGAAUCACAGUGGUUCCAGCAACGACAGUCUCAACAAGUACUACAGUCUCAACACCCACAACACCUGCACUUGUAACCACCACUGUGUCACCCCCAACAACUAUCGCUUCCCCUGUGACUACCUCAUUAACAACAACUACGACUCCAUCAGUAACAGCCACAACUUCACCAGCAACAACCACAGCUGCACCAGGAUUGACCACACUUACCACAACAAUCACAGAUACCCCAACAACAUCAACUGCCAAAACUACAACUAUAGCAUCUGCACCAAGAACUACCACAUCUGUCUCAACAACAAGCACAAGUUCACCAACUACAACACUUUCUACAACAAGUGCCAUUGCUACCCACAUAACUACAACAGCACCAGCCAAAGCAAGCAGUACAACGAUUGCUCCAGAAACAACCACAGCGGUAGAAUCAAAAACCACAGUGCUUCCCUCAACGACAGUCUCAACAAGUUCUACAUUCUCAAAACCAACAACACCUGCACUUGCAACCACCACUUUGGCACCACCAACAACUAUAGCUUCCCCUGUGACUACCACAUUGACAACAACCAUGACUUCAUCAGUGACAGCUACAACUUCACCAGCAACAACCACAGCUGCACCAGGAUUGACCACAUUUACCACGACCACAGCUGA